Messenger RNA from Symbiodinium sp. CCMP2592, 3408 nucleotides. The record is from the annotation of a GenBank genome assembly. NCBI's taxonomy places the organism in Eukaryota, Dinophyceae, Suessiales, Symbiodiniaceae.
AUGUUGAGAUUGCUGCGAUUCGCAGCGCUGGUGCUCCCUGCCCUAACACUCGACAAACAACAUGCUCGGGACAUUGGCGUGUGCAUGGUGGGCCAGCUCAGAGGCAUCUGCGAUGCCAGCGACUUGCUGAGCUUCUUCCAGGUCUUCCUGAAGCCUUUCAAGACGGCUGAUGUCAUCCUGGCUGUUCCGGAAGAGGAGUGCCCAAAGGCCCAGGAGCUGAUCCACGUGGCUUCUCAAUUCGCUUUUUUUGGUGGAGCAGACGUCUACAUGCAGGCACUCUGCUUGCCUGAAGAGAUGGAGGCGCCAGAAGAGCGGCUUUGGAUGGAGAACUUCAUUUUCAGCGAGGCGGGCCACCGCUACUUCGACUACGAGCGCUUGAGGAACACCCUCCUCCCGGCGAGGCAGUUGGCCCAAUGUGCCCAUCACUUGGAGGAGAAAGCCCUCCAGGCGGAUGGGCAGGACGGCUCGAUGGGGUAUCGCUGGAUUGCCCGGAGCAGACCAGACGUCCAGUGGCACUCCAUGAUCUCGCGCGAAGACCUCGAAAGUCUGGCUCCACCUUUCGUGCUGGCGAACUGGGUGCCAAUGCCAAUCCAGGGCGUUGUGGAGGAUCAGUUCCUUCUGGGUUCCUGGUCGUCGAUGCGCGAAAUCUUCCGAAACUUCUUCCGCUUCCUGCUGAGUCCCCGGGAAAGCUGGAGCCACAGAGCCGCACCUCCCUGGUGCGUCGAGCAUGCCACCCUCCGAUCGCGCGAGACAUGCGAGAACCUCUACACUGAGAACCUUUUGGAGUCAUUCUUAAGAUCGCGGCCCGAAGCCAUGCAGCUGCGUAAAAUGCAAGGCAUCUGUUUCGACAAGAUAGCUCCAUGUCGGCGGCCCCGGACCAACUACUGCGACCUAGCCCCAUCGCGGCACAUUCAUGGCUAUGUCGAGAGCGAUCCUGCUUUCUUUGAGCAGUUCAACAUGGACUACUUCUUGACCGCCUCGGCGACGAAUGCGGACUUCGAUGGGCAGUUCGCGGUGCGCCUGGCUCGGUUCUUCCGUGACGACGUCGACCGGGCGGCACGCCGGGCCGGGCAAACAAUUUUCCGACUCCCCGGCCAGCCAGCUCGACCUGCCCGAGUCCUGGACAUGGGCUGCGGCCGUGGCAGCUUUGUGGAGCUUUUCGAACGCUUCGGUCUGGUGGCCAUCGGAAUCGAUGGGGACCUGAUCGUUCGCCGCACGCUGCCGAAGAGCAGCCUGGUCUGGGAUCUCACGGAGCCUCUUGACCUGCCGGGCAUCCGUGCGAGCGAGGCCGAGGGAUUCCGGUCGCAAAUUCAGGAAUGGGGGGAUUUGAAUGCUGACGAAACCGAAGCGACGGAAGCCACGGAAGAAGGGGCCAUGGAAAUGUUCCUCUCCCAAAUCGAGGCCGCCGAGGCCGCCUUGGACCAAAGGAGCAGCUGCAGCUUUGAGGCGCCUGAUGACCCAACCGAGGAGGAAGAUGCCAAUCUCAUACUCAGCGUAGGCUUGAAGAUGCAGGGAACCGGCGAAGGCCACUCUGUUGCACUUCUACGGCACAUUUGUUGCAGCGACGUGCGCUGCGUGGGCUAUGGCAUGGGGGUGAGCUACCCUCCUAUCGGCACAGUGUGGCGGAAGGCAACCAGCGAGGGUGAGGAUCCAUACAACGGGACGAGUCCUUCUUUCUUCUACGGGCUCCGCUAUCUCCGACGCAAGACCUGGCCCACUGCACGAGCUCCGGGCGCGGAUGCCAUGCAGGCCAGGCAGGUCCGAGUGCCACUGCCUGACUCGCUCUUGCAGAAGCUGGGGGUACUCACAGUCUCCUUCGGGUCAGCAGACUGGGUGCUGAGCCUUGGGGUCGGCCAGUUCAUUCCGCGUUCAAAGGAGCUGACUUUCUUGAUGAACUUGGUGCGGCAUGCUGAGUUUGGCAUCGUGAUGCUCUGGGGUAGAGCUGGGCCAAAUCCUCGUUCUGCCGAGGAAGUGAAAAAGCUGUUCUCACCUCUAGGCUUCUUUCCCGAUGAGGCAGCUGCCACGGAGCUUCGUCUGUUUGCUGGCCUGGCUUAUGGUGGGCCGAAAGCUGAGCUCCUGGUUUUACGGCGCCGCCCUGGUACCUGGUCAGCAUUGGAUCCCUGGCAUCGUGAGGACGUAUACAAUGCCGAGGGCAGUGGAGAGCCUGCAGUGCUCGUUGGACAUCAUGCAUACCUCGUCCAGUAUCGGGGGAAGCAUGCUGUUCAUUGCGCCGUGCACGAGACCUACGGACUCGUCAGACCUGGCUUGCUUUGGGUGAAUGGGGGCUGUGGUGGCCUCUUCCGGGUCUGGCGGACGAACAAUGUGCGGGAGCUGCCUGGUGCCUGGUGCAUCAAUGCCGAUCAUCGCUACAAGGAGUGCCUUAUCCCGUCUUGGCUCACAGAUGCCAAGGUCAACGUGACGGUGCAGAUGCAUGUGCUCGGCAGUCCCACGCUGCGCGGGAGCCAGAAUGCUGAAGAGACUGCAGGAGAUCCUGGUCCUGCGAACUCCAGCCCCGCAGAGCUAGACUGGCAGAUGCAUGCGUCGGCCGACCAGUUGGUACCCCGGCUGACAGCUUGGAGAGGAGACCCGCGCCUGAACAUGGUCUUCUACAAGUUUGCGAAGAAGCUCUCCUCUGCAUGCCUCAGUCGCGCAGAGCUACAGACUUCGGAGCUCUUCUUGGAGUGGCAGUGGUUCUGGUCCGCUGACUGGCGGCCACUGCUGCGCCUCUCAGCACAGCUACAGGGCCGGCAAGGCUGGCGAGGUUGGCGAGGUCGAGGAGGCGUGGAGUCGGAGGUUCCGACACGCUUUGCGCGCCUCUUCCUGGUCUUCCGCUCCCUCGGCUUACAGCAAAGACAGGAGCGAAAAGCUGUGCUGCUUGACUUGAGACUGAGAGCCCGUGCCCUGGGCCACUUCCGGCGUGCAGUCGCAACGGCCGAGACUGCUCUCAAACGCCAGCUGCCUAGCGGCCCGCCUACGGCGGGGGCUGGAAGACGGAGUUCGGUUUCGCGCUGGGCGGCUUCCGACUGCAUCCCACGCUGGAGGUUUCGCCGGGAUCGAAAGAAGCUGAAGGGCCCGGCGCCUCCAGAAGCCGUGCUGCGCCGUUUUUCCUUGGCACAGAAGGUUGCCUCGAGGCUCCUUUUGCGGCCAGGGCUCACUCCGGCGAGAGCUCUGCGUAGUCGGGUGCUCUUGGAGCUCCUCCUCCUCGCACACCACGCUGCGAUGGCCGUUGUGAAAUGGGGCGGUGCCAUUCCUUGCAAAGGGGGCCGGCACCUUCAGAAGCGCCCUUCCGCUCCACCUGCGUCCCACCGCCCUGUGGCGAAGCCACCUGGGUGCGAACGGCCCUGGGCGAAGGAUUCGGUGGAGGCUUGGUAUAUCUACCGCCUGGUGGCCUGCGACCCGUCGACUUGA